Molecule: messenger RNA, 579 nt
Organism: Anopheles maculipalpis
Lineage: Eukaryota; Metazoa; Arthropoda; Insecta; Diptera; Culicidae
Exons: 3
Coding region: 1-579 (192 amino acids)
Source: RefSeq, a predicted model, not a curated record
AUGAAGCAGUGGACAGUUGGUUUAGUUCUUGUUACUCUUCUACUAUCACUUUGUGUGGAACAAACAAACGCUUUCAUAAAACUAGUGGCUGUGGCUAAAAAACUUGAUUUUAGAUCACUCACGAGAACGUUCAACGUGUCCUACAAGUUGAACAAUCCGAAAUCUCACAUAAAUCAAUCGAUUGAUGGCAAUAUUACUGUAACGCGGAACAUUAAGGACCUACGGCUGAUAUUUCUUUACCACACGGUAUCCCGGAACGGUACCGUUCAGAAUGCUCUCAUCAAGCGUCCGAUCGAUGUUUGCUUUUUCCUACGAAAUCCCAAGUCCGAUCGGUUGGUAAAGCUCGUCUACGAUUACGUGAUGGAGCGCAGUGACUUACCGGUACGAUGUCCGUUCGGGCCUGGCAGCUAUUACAUCCGGAACAUCAGAGUAACUGACGUACCGGUUCCAACGUUUCUACCGCCCUCAGAGUUUGUGCUCGAGCUGAUUUACUACUCGGAAGUGCGCGCAGAAAAGAUGAUUGAGUUCCGGGUGCACGGGAAGCUGGUGCGGCUUAUAGACGGUAUCUUUUCUAAGUGA